Symbiodinium necroappetens is the source of this 271-nucleotide messenger RNA. Lineage: Eukaryota; Dinophyceae; Suessiales; Symbiodiniaceae. The record is from the annotation of a GenBank genome assembly.
GCGAUGCUACCUGGAUCCUCGAGCUUGAGCUUCGGGAGUUCAUCGAGGUUUCGGACGUCUCCUUUGAGAAGGACGGUAGCAUGCAGAAGCGAUCCAUCCGAUGCCGGGACGAUUGGGCCUCUUGGCAGCUGGCUGACGAUGGGCGUCUUGCUGCGAUGAGAGCGGUGACUGUCAAGGAUGCCAGGGGAGUGCAGCUCUGUGCCGACGUAGCGAUCAGCUUCCGAGUUGGUGUCGGCGAGGUGUGCGAUGCCCUCGAGAGCGCAGCGUGUUC